AGACUGUCACCCAGGCUGGAGUGCAGUGGCGUGAUCUCGGCUCACUGUGGCCUCCACCUCCCAAGUAGCUGGGAUUACAGGCUUGCGCCAUCAUGCAGGGCUAAUUUUUGUAUUUUUAGUAGAGAUGAGGUUUCAUCAUGUUGGCCAGGCUGGUCUGGAACUCCUGACCUCAAGUGAUCUGCCCACCUUGGCCUCCCAAAGUGCUGGGAUUAAAGGCAUGAGCCACCACGCCUGGCCUAGGUUGUUCCUCUACUGUGAAUCUUGAGGUUAUGGUUUCCACUAGACUAUAGUGCUCAACUAUAGUGGCCUAUUUUAAGUGGCCUUAUAAUUCCUAACCAAAGUGACUUGUGAAACAGAGGACCCUGGAUAAAUUUAAAUGUUAUAAAGAUGAUAAAAUGUACAGGGUGAAGAGGGAACAGAAAUCUUUGCCCCCUGACUUUGGAAAUCUCGUUUAACCUUCAAACUGGCGAUGUCAAGGGUUCCAAGUCCUCCACCUCCGGCAGAAAUGUCGAGUGGCCCCGUAGCUGAGAGUUGGUGCUACACACAGAUCAAGGUAGUGAAAUUCUCCUACAUGUGGACCAUCAAUAACUUUAGCUUUUGCCGGGAGGAAAUGGGUGAAGUCAUUAAAAGUUCUACAUUUUCAUCAGGAGCAAAUGAUAAACUGAAAUGGUGUUUGCGAGUAAACCCCAAAGGGUUAGAUGAAGAAAGCAAAGAUUACCUGUCACUUUACCUGUUACUGGUCAGCUGUCCAAAGAGUGAAGUUCGGGCAAAAUUCAAAUUCUCCAUCCUGAAUGCCAAGGGAGAAGAAACCAAAGCUAUGGAGAGUCAACGGGCAUAUAGGUUUGUGCAAGGCAAAGACUGGGGAUUCAAGAAAUUCAUCCGUAGAGAUUUUCUUUUGGAUGAGGCCAACGGGCUUCUCCCUGAUGACAAGCUUACCCUCUUCUGCGAGGUGAGUGUUGUGCAAGAUUCUGUCAACAUUUCUGGCCAGAAUACCAUGAACAUGGUAAAGGUUCCUGAGUGCCGGCUGGCAGAUGAGUUAGGAGGACUGUGGGAGAAUUCCCGGUUCACAGACUGCUGCUUGUGUGUUGCCGGCCAGGAAUUCCAGGCUCACAAAGCUAUCUUAGCAGCUCGUUCUCCGGUUUUUAGUGCCAUGUUUGAACAUGAAAUGGAGGAGAGCAAAAAGAAUCGAGUUGAAAUCAAUGAUGUGGAGCCUGAAGUUUUUAAGGAAAUGAUGUGCUUCAUUUACACGGGGAAGGCUCCAAACCUUGACAAAAUGGCUGAUGAUUUGCUGGCAGCUGCUGACAAGUAUGCCCUGGAGCGCUUAAAGGUCAUGUGUGAGGAUGCCCUCUGCAGUAACCUGUCCGUGGAGAAUGCUGCAGAAAUUCUCAUCCUGGCUGACCUCCACAGUGCAGAUCAGUUGAAAACUCAGGCAGUGGAUUUCAUCAACUAUCAUGCUUCGGAUGUCUUGGAGACCUCUGGGUGGAAGUCAAUGGUGGUGUCACAUCCCCACUUGGUGGCUGAGGCAUACCGCUCUCUGGCUUCAGCACAGUGCCCUUUUCUGGGACCCCCACGCAAACGCCUGAAGCAAUCCUAAGAUCCUGCUUGUUGUAAGACUCCGUUUAAUUUCCAGAAGCAGCAGCCACUGUUGCUGCCACUGACCACCAGGUAGACAGCGCAAUCUGUGGAGCUUUUACUCUGUUGUGAGGGGAAGAGACUGCAUUGUGGCCCCAGACUUUUAAAACAGCACUAAAUAACUUGGGGGAAACGGGGGGAGGGAAAAUGAAAUGAAAACCCUGUUGCUGCGUCACUGUGUUCCCUUUGGCCUGGCUGAGUUUGAUACUGUGGGGAUUCAGUUUAGGCGCUGGCCCGAGGAUAUCCCAGCGGUGGUACUUCGGAGACACCUGUCUGCAUCUGACUGAGCAGAACAAAUCGUCAGGUGCCUGGAGCAAAAAGGAAAAAAAAAAAAGAAAGGACAUUGAGUUUUAACAGAAGGGAAAAGGAAAGAAGAAAAGAUUUUUGCAGAAUUUCUCAAAAAUCAGUUUGUGGAUUCCAGUAGUAUUUAUAUUGAGAGAAACAAAUUUUAGUCCUUCUAACUGUGCUAAAACUUGGAUAUUUGUGAAAACUCCUUACCACCAUACAAGCAUCAGAAGAGCUCUCUUGUUGUUAGCACUUAUUGUUUGCAAGAACAGAAUACAUCCUUUUAUCCUUUUAUGAAAAAUGACAAGUGAAGGCAAAAGGGGAAGGUUAUUUGAUCUGGAAGAUGAGUGUUCUGAUGUGGUGGCUUUUGCAAAAAUCUUUAUUGGUGUUGAAAACUGGAAAAAAUAACUCAUCCAGAAUUCAUACUGUCUUGACAAGAACUAUGGUUCUCUGUUUUUAGAUAUUGUGGAAAAUGUUUUUGGGCAUUUUUCUCUGAUUUUAUUUCUUCUCCCCCACCCCUUUUUCUAAAAAACAAACAAACAAAAAACACACACAAAACAAAAACAGAACAAAAGAAGAGAGAAGGAAAUUUUAUCAAUUAAAAAUGCUGUGUGAUAAAAUCCCAGCCCAGAUUGCUCAGCUGUUUGUACCUGACUUGCCGCCUGCAUAGGAGCCCCUUUUCCUCCAGGGGAGAACUUCCAAAUGUUAAAUUUUUUUUUUGAAAAUAUAAAUAAUUACUAUUUUGUA
Messenger RNA from Pan troglodytes (chimpanzee), 2664 nucleotides. It is a transcript of the gene SPOP, whose product is annotated as speckle type BTB/POZ protein. The record is from RefSeq and is a predicted model, not a curated record. The coding region runs from base 470 to 1594 and encodes 374 amino acids. Lineage: Eukaryota; Metazoa; Chordata; Mammalia; Primates; Hominidae. Gene Ontology annotation, molecular function: protein binding. The transcript is spliced from 10 exons.